Molecule: messenger RNA, 1202 nt
Organism: Temnothorax curvispinosus
Lineage: Eukaryota; Metazoa; Arthropoda; Insecta; Hymenoptera; Formicidae
Exons: 5
Coding region: 242-892 (216 amino acids)
Source: RefSeq, a predicted model, not a curated record
UCCGCCAGUUCAUUCCUUCCCCGUAUUUCCGAUUCGUCGGAUCCAGCAUCAUCACACGAACCCGCGAUCUUCCUUUUGUCGUCGUCGUCGUCGUCGUCUGGUACUUGAGAGCUCUUCUUCAGCAGCUCGUCCCUAGGUAAGUCCUGAGCAGCGGAAGAGGCGGCACAGCAGGAAGAGGAGGAUCGUCGACUUCGAAACCUUAUUGUAUCUUCGAGGAUCGCUGCUUCUUCAGUCCGGGAGUAUGAGGGCCAUCUACUUGCUCCUCCUCGGCGUUGUCGCCGUGAGUGCCCAACGUCGUUUAGCCUUGCCUGACCCGCGAAGUUGCGCGAACCGCGUUCGUCAUUCGACAUACAGAGAUGGCAGGGGAGUCGUACACUCGUACUUCUUCAGCUGGGAACAUCAGCCGACCAGGAAUCUCGAGGUGGACUGGCUGGAUGCUCGUAAUAUCUGCCGUCGUCAUUGUAUGGACGCCGUAUCCCUGGAGACCCCUCAGGAGAACGAAUUCAUUAAGCAGAGAAUAGCGAGAGGAAACGUGAGAUACAUUUGGACGUCGGGCCGUAAGUGCAACUUCAACGGCUGCGACCGACCCGAUCUUCAGCCCCAGAACAUUAACGGAUGGUUCUGGUCCGGUUCUGGCGCCAAGAUCGGACCGACGACCCAGCGUAACUCCGGAGACUGGAGCAACACUGGAGGAUAUGGUCAACCGCAGCCAGACAACCGUGAAGCUGCACAGGGUAACGACGAGUCCUGCCUGUCCAUCUUAAACAACUUCUACAAUGACGGCAUCAAAUGGCACGACGUGGCUUGCCACCACGUGAAGCCCUUCGUGUGCGAGGACAGCGACGAGCUUCUCAACUUUGUCGCGUCCCGAAACCCAGGAAUCCGUCUGUGAAAGAAUUCGACCGCGGACGGACUCGGGCGAGCGGACCACCAUCGGGCAUCGAGUGCGAUAAUUUGAACGCGACGGUAUUUCACGUGCACUGCGUAUACUCUCCCCUUCGUCGUACAUUUAUUAUUUAUAAUUUACACUAACCGAUAUUCUCUCUCUCUCUUUCUAAUGGGCCGCGAUUGUAGUGCUGCGCAAUUCACCGUAAGCGGAAAAAAACCGAUUGGUAGCUCCAAGUAGGCGGUAAAUGCAUUUAGUGUUGUAUACGCGUAAAUUUCUGAUAAUUUGUUUUUGUAAUCCCUUUCGUACGUGAAUA